AUGUCUCCUCACAUAUUGAUGCUGUACCAUCAUCUACCUCCACUCCUGUCUCCUGGAGCUCUCUGCACCCCAUCAUCUACCUCCACUCCUGUCUCCUGGAGGAAUCUCUGCACCCUGUCGUCUACCUCCACUCCCGUCUGCUGGAGCUCUCUGCACCCUGUCGUCUACCUCCACUCCUGUCUGCUGGAGCUCUCUGCACCCCGUCAUUUACCUUCACCUGAGGCUCUCUGCACCUCAUCAUCUACCUCCACUCCCAUCUCCUGGAGCUCUCUGCACCCUGUCAUCUACCUCCACUCCUGUCUUCUGGAGCUCUCUGCACCCCAUUGUCUACCUCCACUCCCAUUUCCUGGAAUUCUUGCACCCCGUUGUCUACCUCCACUUCCAUCUCCUGGAGCUCUCUGCACCCUGUCAUCUACCUCCACUCCCAUUUCCUGGAGCUCUUGCAUCCCGUUGUCUACCUCCCCAUUGUCUGUAUUCGUUUGUCCAAGGUUAAAAAUUAUGAUUAUGAAGGAGACUGCAAUUCGACAAGAAUUGAGGGGAAAUGAGAAUGAUUGGAAUGCGAUUGGGGGCAUUUUCAUAUAUUAUCAUUAG
Molecule: messenger RNA, 591 nt
Organism: Suillus fuscotomentosus
Lineage: Eukaryota; Fungi; Basidiomycota; Agaricomycetes; Boletales; Suillaceae
Exons: 2
Coding region: 1-591 (196 amino acids)
Source: RefSeq, a predicted model, not a curated record